This is a messenger RNA of Actinia tenebrosa (Australian red waratah sea anemone), 2534 nucleotides long. RefSeq names its product cyclin-L2. Gene Ontology annotation, molecular function: cyclin-dependent protein serine/threonine kinase regulator activity. Gene Ontology annotation, biological process: regulation of transcription by RNA polymerase II. The record is from RefSeq and is a predicted model, not a curated record. Lineage: Eukaryota; Metazoa; Cnidaria; Anthozoa; Actiniaria; Actiniidae.
CGUUAGAGAAGGAACUCGUUCAAAAUGGCGACGAACGGAACUAAAGAGGAGUACGGAAAAGUCGUUAUUUCUCUCGAAAACUGUCUCCUCUCCACCGAAAAACUUAUCGAAACACCAUCUAUAAGAGAUGGACUACCUAAAGAAGUCGAAACAAGUCUAAGAAUUGUUGGUUGUGAGUUUAUACAAGCCGCAGGAAUAUUGCUCAAACUUCCACAGGUAGCAAUGGCUACUGGACAAGUUAUAUUUCAGCGUUUUUUCUAUUCUAAAUCGUUCGUAAAGCACGAUGCUGAGGUGUACGCUAUGGCGUGCAUCUUCCUGGCUGCCAAAAUUGAAGAGGCGCCACGGCGGAUAAGAGACGUUAUAAAUGUCUUCCAUUACAUCAAGCAAAGACGAAACAACAGGCCUAUACAACACAUGGAAUACAUGGGAAAUACUUAUUUUAAUCGCAAGAAUCUGGUAGUCAAGGCAGAGAGAAGAAUUCUAAAGGAACUUGGCUUCUGCGUACAUGUUAAACAUCCUCACAAGAUUAUUAUAAAUUAUUUGAGAAUAUUAGAAUGUGAAAAUAACCAAGAAUUAACAAAAUUAGCAUGGAACUACAUGAAUGAUAGUUUACGAACCAACGUGUUUGUCCGCUUUCGUCCUGAGACCAUCGCAUGUGCUUGUAUCUUCCUCUCUGCAAGAAAGCUCAAGAUUUGCCUUCCAAACAAGCCACACUGGUUUGAACUCUUUGAUGCAACUCUAGAAGAACUGGAGGAAAUCAGCUUAACAAUACUAGAACUCUACAACCAACCAAAGGUUACUUUAGAUGAGCUCUUGAAGAAAACUACUGAACUGCGAGCUCAAAUUGAAGAAAGAAAGAAGAAAGCUACAGAACAGAAAUCUCAGGCUUCGGCUAACCCGUCAUCCAUUAAACCAACACAGUUUGACUCCAGACCAGGGUCUAGAGCAACAUCUCCCAGUAAGGUUUCACCCUUCUCUGGUGAGGAAACAAAACGAAAAGGUGCUUCGAAAUCUGAAGAGGACAAGAAGACAACGGAAAAAGAUAGGAAUCCAACAAGCCGACAAAACAGACGGAGCAGGUCUCCGAGGAAUCGCAAUCACAGCGGCACUAAAAGCCGUUCCAUGAGUAGAAGCCGUUCAAGAUCUCGCUCAAAAUCACGAUCACGCAGUAGAUCACGAAGCAGAUCACGCAGCUAUAGCUUAUCCGUUAGUCCCGAUAUUCGUCGCGCUAGUGAGUCGUUCAGUAGCGACGCAGAGAGUCCCGAACAAAAAAGACAAGGAGAGAAAAGUCGCAAGAGAAGAAAUACCGUUGUACGUUCGUCAAAAAAUCGCUCUCGACAGCGUUCAUGUGAGCGCGCACCCAAUAAAAAAUCGUCCUCAAAAACAGGCCUUUCGAAUCGAGAACGAUCGUACGACCGACGACACAGACCAAGACUUCGUAGUCGAUCUCCGAUAACGAGAAGUCGCAGUCGAAGCCCGAGUCGUGAUAGAAGUAAAAGAUAUUACUCGAAGCGCGACAGAGAACGAGCGAAAGCUGGUGACUAUCACAGGAAUGGUGUAGAAUAUAGAACAAGGGACCGAGAUGAUGGAGGAAGAGAUCACUCCAGGAGACAUAGAUAGCCUUUAUAUGAUAUGAAAUGUCUUUCCGGGUUUUUUGUUUGUCUAGAAAAAAUAUCCAUCGCAAAAUUCGUCACAGCGAAACAUAGCAGCAUGCUCUUCUUAAAGCGCGAUUACACGGAGCAAUUUUCUUUGCAACUUGGCUCGCGAAGGCGUUGCGACACAAGUUGCAUGGAGCAUUGCAGCGUGUAACCUACAGCACAUUCUGAAAAAUGUUGCGAGAUAAGUUGAAGCAAUCGUUGCGAAAAGUAGAAUUCGUUUCUACUUUUGGCAACGAUUUAGAACUCUCUUGGAACUUGUGACGCAACGCUGUUUUUGGCUAAAGUGCACGGUAAGAUUUAAAUCGACCGUAUGACAUGCUUACAACUAAAACUUGGCGUAACCACUCAACAGUUGUGAGGAAGAAUCAAACUGGGUAAAACAGCAGUGAAUAACUUGUAGUGUAGAUCAUUCGUCCUUUGCUAAACGCAUUUUCAUUACUUGAAAAAAUACUUUAUAUUAGCAGUACUUACGUUUUCACUUUGGCAUCUUGCUUAAAAUGAAGAAAGGAAUCAUACUCGAGGGCAAAGCGAAAUAAAAUGUCCUUGCCCCUUUCGUUCGAUUCCAUUAUUCCAUUCUUGUCUGUCUGUCAUAUGCCUAAGUAAAAAUGCGACAUUUGCAUUCGAUCCAUUUAUUGGAUUUUCCUGGGAUUGUAUAUGUUACACACCUAACGAAAUUUAACCUGCAAACAAGCUCUCGAAGGCUAUUGAAGCAGUUACUCUCGUACAAAUUUGGAAAAAAGUCUAGAAAAAUGACCGGCUUUACGGUGAAAAAACAUCUGAUCAACAUUUGUUUAGAUAUUACUAUUUUAUAUAAGUUGUACAUAGAGCACUAUCGGCUUGAAGUAAAGUUGACAUCGCUUGAUGUUAAUCCAAUUA